GAACGUGUCUCUGUCAAAAAAUUGCAAGAGAGGAAGAAGGGAAGACACACCGUUGAUGCUCAUCGUCGUCUUCGUAUAAAGGGUUUGGUGUUGCAUCUGCGUCUCUCUUUCUAAAGUUUGGAGCUUUGGCUGAGAUUUGGCUUCAAGGGUUUUGCUCGGUUCUCUUCCCCCGUUUGAUUUUUUUUUUGCUAUUUUUGGAAACUCUUCCGUGGGUUUGAAGAAAGUGUAAGCGAUGGAAGAGAUCAAGGAGGAAAACGUGUUGAACGAGUUCAGGGUGAGGGGUGAGGGUCUUCGUAACGCGUUGGACAAGGUAGACGCUCAUGCUUCCGACAUACUUAUCUUCAAUGUUCAGUGGAAAGACUUGAAUGAGUAUUUGGAAUCAGUCCAAGGUAAAGUAAAAGAGAGGUUCAAGGAGUUAGAGGCCAAGGAGGUUGAGUUGAAAGAUCAAAGCUUUGCACUUGAGGAAAGGGCUAGAGUGGUUGAGAAAGCUGAAGCUAAGCUUGGUGAUUUGGAGGUGGAAUCUGAUGGGUUUCGGAUGGAAGUUGAAGCAAAGAAGAAAGAACUUGACUUUCUUACGAAACAGUUGGUGAUUUCUCGAGGUGAGUCUAAUGCAGAGGAAGCGAGACUCUCUCGGCUUAGGACACUGGUGGAAGAGUGUGAGGCAGAGCAAAUGUUAAAGGCAAGUCAGCUUAGUGAGAUGGUGGAAUCGUGGAGAAAGACUCACGCUGAGCUAGGUCUGAAAGGUGAACAGCUAGCAAAGAUGGAGUCUGAUCUUGAGAAAUGCUGCGAUGAUGUCAGCUCAGAGACGGAGAUAUUGAGUAGAACUCAAACUCGCAGGAGACAGUUGGAUGAGGAAGUUGAGAGGAAGACAGAAGAUCUCACGUUGGUUCAGACCAAGCUUGUGGAAUGUGAGAAGCUGUUGGAGGCAAGCUCCUCGGAACUGAUAAAGACUCAGGGUAAGCUUGAAUGCAAGAAAGAACAGUUAGGAGAGAUGGAAGCUGAACUUGAGAGGCAUCUUGUUAAGGUCAGCGCAGAAAAGGAGCUUUGGGAAAGGACUCAGACUCACAAUAGAGAAUUGGAAGAAGAGAUAGAAAGAAAGAGGAAGGAUCUUAAAAUGGUUCUUGAUAAAAUUGAGGAAUGUGGGAGGCAGUUAGAAUCGGUGGAAGAGCAAUUAGAUUCCCAGCAGAAGCUGCUUGAGACACAGUCAUCUGAGCUUGUCAUUAAAGAGAAAGAGCUGCAAGCACUUAGUCUUGACAUUGACUUGAGGGAAGAGACGGUCAUAUCCCUAAACAAUGACAUGGAGGAGACUUGCCAUCAGAUGGAAUCAAAAGCCAAGGAGUUGGAGAACGUUCAAACGCUGAUUGAGGAAAGGAGUGCGCAUUGUGAGUCACUCAAGUUGUUGAUUGAGGAACACAGUGAAGAGCUUGUUUCUAAAGAGAAGCGACAUGAUGAGAUAACGGAUACUAUCCGUAAGUUAUCCUUGGAGGUUGUCUUUCAAGAGAAGACAUUGGAAAGAGCUCAAGCUUUUAUUAAAAAGCUCUCUCAGAAACAAGAUUCAGCAGAGAACGAAGUGGAUUGGACAGAGAAAAAACUGGAUUCGACUACAAGACGUCUAGAAAGAUGCAUUGCUAAGCAUAAGUCAAAGAAAAAAGACCUUCGCUCUGUGAAGGAUAGAUAUAGAGAGUGCCUCGAAGAUCUGGAUAUCAAAGAGAAGGAGUUGAAGUCUGUACAAUCAAUACUCAGUGAGUUAAACGAACAAGUUGAGGAAGGAGAGAAGAGAAUGCAACAUUUGAAUAGCUGCAAUGAGGAACUUAACAGACAGCUCAAGUUGAGACGAGAAGAGGCUUGUUCGAUCAACAAGACGAUCAUGGAAUGCUCCGGUGAGUUGAAGGCCAAGAGGAAACAGUGUGAUCAGGUUCAAAGCUCACUUGCUGAUCUUAUUGCUGAGCACAAGUCAGAAGAACGCCAACUUAACUCUGUAAAACAAAAGAUUCAAGGCAGAUUGAAAGACUUCCAAUCUAAAGAGGAGGAGCAAGCAAGGUUAAAAGCAUCAUUGACGGAACGUGAGCAAGGGCUUGAACUGAAAGAGAAAGAGCUUAGUGCUCGGGAGGCAAGGAUUGAUACUAAGGCUCAGCAACUGAAAUCAACAGAACUGAAGUUGGUAAAAUCUUCUAAGAAAACUGAGCCGAAAGCAAAGAAACAAGGCAAGACGGUUCAACAAGUUGACUUGGUACGAGAUGCUAAUGUAUGCGACGAGAAAACUUUGGAGUUACUCUUACGUGGGCAUCUGAUGAAACGUGAUCAGCUUCACCUCGAUGUUCUGUCUUCUGUUAAAAGAUCUCCUGACCCGGCAAAGCUUGUGUUAGACACAAUAGAUGGGCUGUACUCUGCUCAUCAAAGGACUGCAUUUACAAAUCUUGAUCCAAAGAGUGUUCAAAGGAGUAGCAUCUGCUUGCUGGAAUGCUUGAUGGAUAUCUCUCCAAAACCAACAACUGAAGUACAAGGAGUAGCUAUCAAGUUUGCCACUGAAUGGAAGAACACAAGUCUGGUUAAGGCAGAUAAUCCAGCGGAGGUGUUGGAGUUUCUACACUUUCUUGCUGCAUUUAGUUUGGCAUACACUUUUGAUGCUGACCAAGUCCAGAGUCUUUUUGAUGUGGCCUUUCUUUGCAAAUACGGUCCGAGUCUAUGCAAGGCUCUUGGAGUAUCAGCUCUAGCACCACCUGUAAACAAUGUGCUAUCAUUGGAGGAUAAGCCUGAAGAGCAGCCCCCUGAAGUACCGAUCAGCAACAGUGUGGAUUCUCGCUCCCCGGAUGUCCAGCAAAACAUAGCAUCAUCUCAUUUGCCUAAUGAAGAUACUCUUAGGGACUUUGAGGACUCAACUUCUUUUUCGCCGAAUGAAGUCUUUACUGGACUUUCAGCGUUCAAAUCUCCAGGAAGGUUUGUUCUAAAUGCUGUCGAGAAUGCACUCACGGAUGCUCGUCUGAGAGGGGAGUUGAGUUUAAAAGAGCCUAUACUUGUGAAUUUGGUUCCCCUUUUGGAUGAGCUGGCACGUGUUGUACGCUCGACCGAUCCUAGUCUACAGAAUGAUGCAACAAGAGUAGCACUUCGAUGGGUUAGGAUGAUGGGAGCUAGUGUUGAAAGGUCACCACUCGAGGUUUGGGCUUUUCUGCAGUUCAUCGUGGCGUUUGGAUUGGUGGUGAAACUGCCUAACAAAGAUAAAACUUUACAACUUGCCUCGCAUGUUGCUCACUUCAAACAUGCGCCAAAACUCUUCCAAUCUCUUGGUCUAAGUCAUGCCAUCCCUGAUUUUGUGACACAGUUACUUGACAAAGCCAUCUAUAUUCCUGCAAUCCGUUUUAUGUUUUUCUUCAAUGUGGAGAACAGCUUUUCUCCCAUGGAGUUCUUGAAGGAACAGAUCAUCAAUCUCAGACGCUCUGCCAAGGAAAAGAGAAGACAUGAGGCUGAAGAAGCUAACAGAGAUGCUGCUAUACUGAGGGAGAUGAUUGAACUCAUUGAAGACUUCCAGCUGGAAAUUGACAUUCCUGUGGCUCUUAUCCUCAAGUUCAUGGUUCCUCGAGAAAUUGUCUCAUCAUCAUCUGUUCAAGCUCAAUCAACGCAUAUGCAGGCUUCAGAAACAGACAUUCAAAGCUCAUACAUUGCCACCGAUGGCUUAGAUGCCAGCCUUCCAACAAGCUUUGGUUCGUCACCAACUCAACCGACACCAAAUCAAGCUGGUGGUUCAACUGAGUUCCAAGGCCAAUCUUCACAUCAAGCUGGUAUCAAACGUCCAAGGGUGGAUCCUGAGGGUUCUAGACCGGUGAUUAGACCUUGCCUCAAUCCACCACCCGGCUUUGGCAGAUUCUAGUGCUCUGUCUCAGGCUGCAGAAGCUAACAGAGAUGGUGCUACACUGAGGGAGAUGAUGGAACUCAUUGAAGAAUUCCAGCUGGAAAUUGACAUUCCUGUGGCUCUUAUCCUCAAGUUCACUGUUCCUCGAGAAAUUGUCACAUCAUCAUCUGUUGCAGCUCAAUCAACGCAUAUGCAGGCUUCAGAAACAGACAUUCAAAGCUCAUGCAUUGCCACUGGUGGUUUAGAUCCUAGCCUUCCAACAAGCUUUGGUUCGCCGCCAACUCAACCUGUUAACGUAGAAGCGUAUCAAGCUGGUGGUUCAACUGCGUUCCACGGUCAAUCUUCACAUCAAGCUGGUUCUAAACGUCCAAGGGUGGUGGAUCCUGAGGGUUCUAGGCCAGUGAUUAGACCUUCUUCAAUCCACCAUCAGGGUCUGGCAGUUUCUAGUGCUGUGUCUCAAGUUAAAAGCUAGCUAGCUAAGUAGUAGGAAGUAACUAGCAGAAAAACAACUUAUUGUCUUUUGGUCUUGAUACUUGGUUAGUUGCUCCAUGGUCUCUCUUAAUCUCUCUUUUGCUAAAAAAAAAAACAUAUACAGAGAGAAUCCUUUUGGACAAGCGGGGACAUGCUAAAAGUGAUAUGGAGUUUGAAGGUACC
This is a messenger RNA of Raphanus sativus (radish), 4501 nucleotides long. RefSeq lists its product as uncharacterized. NCBI's taxonomy places the organism in Eukaryota, Viridiplantae, Streptophyta, Magnoliopsida, Brassicales, Brassicaceae. Bases 233 to 3865 code for a protein of 1210 amino acids. The record is from RefSeq and is a predicted model, not a curated record. The transcript is spliced from 6 exons.